UUUAUUUAAACCAAAAACUCUCCGAGAUAGCCGUUGCCGUUACGAGAUAAAGAUUGAAAAAAACAAUAUACGAUGUGACCGUUACACACAACAGAAAAACUUUAAAAUAUAAGGACAAACAGACCUCGUCAGUCAAGACUCAAAACUCUAGUGACAGAGAAAGUUGAGUUAGCAAUGGCGGAUGAUCUAAUGCAGCAACUGAGGUCGAAAGCCACAGAGCUUUUACUCAGAGAGGAAUGGAAGGAAUCUGUACUCACCUACUCUCAGUUCAUCGCUCUUUGCCAAGACCAGCUUCAAAAGGCACAUGAUCUUCAACCUGAUCCAAAUAAUUUCUCCAAACUCCACAAAUCCCUCUGCCUAGCCCUUUCGAACAGAGCCGAAGCUCGUUUCAGACUUCGAGAAUUCGCGGAAGCAUUGAGAGAUUGCGAUGAAGCGUUGAGAAUCGAGAGUGCCCAUUUCAAGACUCUUUUCUGUAAAGGGAAGAUCUUGAUGAGCCUCAACAGAUAUGCCAUGGCGUUGGGCUGUUUCAAAACAGCUCUGCUCGAUCCUCAUUCUUGCGGGAUCUUUGAGAGCCUUAAUGGGUACGUGGAAAAGUGCAAGAAGCUGGAGUUUCUAUGGAGGACCGGAGCUUUCGAUAUCUCCCAGUGGAUCGUGAAUCGGUUCCAAGGAAAGUUUCCGGAGCUCUCCGAGUACAUUGGCCCUGUUGAUAUAAGGAAAUCGGAAAUUAGCGGGCGAGGGCUAUUUGCGACCAAGAACAUUGAUGCAGGGACUCUGCUAUUCUCCACGAAAGCAAUCGCCAUUGAGAGGAGUAUAUUGGGAGGAGAAGAGCCCAAUGAGAAUGCCCAAUUGGUCAUGUGGAAGAAUUUCAUCGACCAAGUCAACAAGUCCGCUUGUAAGUGUCCCGAAACCCGCAAUAUGAUCGGAAAGUUAUCAUCUGGAGAAGAAGAAUAUGGCCUUGAAGUUCCUGAUAUAGGUCUAUUUAGGCCAGACACAGAGAACACCGAGGACAGUGCAAGCUUAUCUUCUGAAAAGCUUGAUGCUAACAGAGUUAUAAGUGUCUUGGAUGUGAACUCUCUUGUUGAAAAUGGCGUUUCAGGUAAGGUUUUGGGGAAGAACAGUGAUUAUUAUGGCAUUGGGUUAUGGGUUUUGGCUUGUUUCAUCAACCAUUCAUGUGCACCCAAUGCUAGGCGAGUACAUGUUGGAGACUAUGUAUUGGUUCAUACUUCUAGAGAUGUCAAGGCAGGUGAGGAAAUCACAUUUGCUUAUUUUGAUGUUCUUUCUCCAUUGGAGAAAAGAAAGGAGAUGUCUAAGAGUUGGGGGUUUGAUUGUGAUUGCAAGAGGUGUAAAUUCGAGGAAGAGGUUUCUUCAAUUCAAGAAAUGAGAGAGGUUCAGAUUGGAAUGGAGAGAGGAAUAGAAGCUGGGGGUGUCGUUUAUAGGUUGGAGGAGGGAAUGAAAAGAAUGAUGGUGAGGGGCAAAGCAAAAGGCUAUUUGAGGGCAUCCUUUUGGGCUGCGUUUUAUGAUGCUUAUAGCUCCGAAAAAUCUGUGAAAAGAUGGGGUCGACGGAUUCCUCCGGCAGAUUCGGUGGCAGAUAGUGUUGUGGAAGUGGUGGGAAGUGAUGAGAGAGUGCUGAAGGUUUUAUUGGAAAGAUUGAAAAAGAGUGGUAGCGGUGGUGGUGUGGUGGAGACUGAGAAAGCUUUGAAAGUGGGAAGAGGACUGUAUGGGAAAGUAGUGAAGAAGCAAGCUAUGAAGACUCUUUUAGAUGGCCUUUGCUACUAUUCAUGAACAAAAGCAAGCUUUAUAGGUGGUGGGGUGGCUUUGCUCUUCAUGAACGAGAAAGCUAUUGGCUAAAUAGCUACAAAGUUUUAUGAUUUUCCUUCUUUACAAUACUUUCAAAUUGUUCAUUUUUCUAAGACAUACAUAACGGGUUUGUAAUUCCUACUGCCCCUGUUACAAUGAAUCCUCAUGAUUUGUGGUACUCUAUUUUAGUGUUUGACAUGAAUUAGAUUUCAUGCAAUCUAUAUAGUAUAUAGUUCAUUAUACUUUGACGGUGAACAAUCAAACUGAGAACGCAAAUUAAGCACAUUAUUCAAAAUAAAAGGCAUAAUUGAUUUCGUCCAACCAAUACAUUCACAAUGUAUCCUACCUGGGCAAAUUUAGAAAGCUAAAUUAGGUGGUAGU
This is a messenger RNA of Humulus lupulus (European hop), 2178 nucleotides long. RefSeq names its product methyltransferase FGSG_00040. Gene Ontology annotation, molecular function: protein binding. Bases 175 to 1782 code for a protein of 535 amino acids. NCBI's taxonomy places the organism in Eukaryota, Viridiplantae, Streptophyta, Magnoliopsida, Rosales, Cannabaceae. The transcript has a single exon. The record is from RefSeq and is a predicted model, not a curated record.